AUGUUCGCUCUAGUGCUAUUCGACGAUGAUGUUUAUUGUAUCUGCAAAGAGACCGAUAUAAAUACCAAAGGAGACAAAUGUAGUGUUCGAUAUAAAGGGUCCCGAUAUGCAGGCAAGGUCGUGGCAUUAAACGUACAGAGGAGUGAGCUUACCGCGUUGAAGUUAAAAUUGGAAAGAGAACAAUUAGAAAUCGAAACCGAUUCUCAGCAAGAUAAUGGUAAUAUAAAUGGUCCAGCGACAGAUCGAGGAUCUGAGACGUCGUCUAAUCAUGAAUUCGCACGUGAAUUCAGUUCUUCAAGUCAAAAAACAUUUAUAGAAGAGAAAAAUUCUCAAAUCAUUUCAACGAAAAAUUUACUGGAAGAAUGUAAGUGUAUCACUCUCAAGAAGCCAGUUGAAGAGGGAGGAAAGCAUUUAGCGUUGGAAACGCACGAGGAAGCGGACUGCGACGUUCAAACCGAUUCAUCGACAGAAAAAAAUAGUGUUGCUUCGACAUCGGAACCGGAAGAUGAGCAUCACCGUAUCGAAUCAGAAAUUGGCGGAUCAUCACAGCCAUUAUUUCCGUCGUCCCCGAAUUCUGAUCACGUAUUAACCGAGCUUGCUAGAGUCGGCACAUCUAAUCUCAAUGCAAACUCAUCGGAUUCUAGUCUUAUUUUCACCUUACCGAUAAACGUAACACUCGGAGAUGACGAUCUCUAUACACCCUUGACUGACGAUGAUAAUUGGGUUUGGAAAGAUGACACAUUCAACGUGUAUGAGUGCGAGGCUCCGUUAAAUGAACGGAACAAUACUCUAGAACCAAAUCCAGGGAAACUCCAACACCCCGAAGAUAUUUACAAUGCUGCUUCAAUUAGUAUAACUGCACUCAGAGCGUCCAAUCCCACACCGGAAAACACGUGUACGGAAGUUGUUUCCACUGAGCUAACACUUCCAAACCAUAGUAAUCAUGAAGAAGAAGAUGAUCCGAAUUCUGAUACGGGCAACUGCUUCAAUGAAUCAUCUUACGUGCCUGAUUCGAACACUUCCGAUGAUAGUACUAAGGAUGAAAACGAAGGCACGACCGCUGAUGAUACGGGGAGACGACUCAUAAGUUCGUGUAACGCAUCUACUGACUUGGACGCGUCACUCAUGGUCAACAAAGUAGGACACAGCGCACCAGACGAUAAUGAAAUGUUCGUAAAAACCGUUGAAUCCAGAAUCAAAAAGGACUUCUGUAUAUACUGCCAGAAAGAGCAAGGAAAAUUAAGUCGACACGUCAUAAGACUGCAUAAGACUGAAGAAGAUGUUGCGCAAUUCUUGAGCUUUGAAAAAGGUUCGGGUGAGCGAAAGAAGAUUACGGCUAAAAUUCGAAAAAGGGGGCAAUUCUUUUUCAAUACUAAUCGCUCGGUAAAUACCGGUGAACGGAAAGUCUCCAGACGACCAAAUGCGAAAUAUGGCAAAACCGCGACUGAUUUCGUAACGUGCCCGUCAUGUCUCGCGGAUUAUGAUAAGAGCUCUCUUCGACAUCACUACAGGCGCUGCGCUCAACAGAAUUCUGCAAAAUGCAGAAAUAAACUAUCGACAUCGAAAAAACUCAUUGGUCGGAUUCACCCACAAGCCUGUGAUAUUCUUCGCAAAGGAGUGUUUCCGACGAUGCAGGAAGACGACGUAGCGAAGGACAUCCGAUAUGACGAACUAGUCAUUCUCUUCGGGAAUAAGCUAUGUCAGAAGUAUAAAGACCCGCACUUUUACGAUAUGAUUCGUCAAAAGUUACGUCAACUUGGAAGGUUCCUUAUCGAAAUAAGGAAGCGUGAGAAAAACAUUCAUGAUUUUCUCAGCGUUUUCUAUCCGAAAAAUUACGAUGCCACGAUCGCUUGUCGGUCUGAUUAAAUCCCAAACGGGUUUCAAAGUACCUUUACUUGCCACAUCACUCGGAACUCUAAUCAAACAAAUCGGAAAACUCUGCGUUUCAGUAUGAAUCAAGAGACAAAACAAAGCAAACCAAACUUAUGUAGAAGAUUUUAUCAAGCUUUUAACGGAUGACUUCACAACCAGUAUUGCUCGCACUGCUCUCGAAACUCAAGCGCAUAGGAAGAGAAAAGUGUAAACCGUCCUACCAUCCAAAAACGAUAUACAAAAAUGACAAA
Messenger RNA from Cephus cinctus (wheat stem sawfly), 2123 nucleotides. RefSeq lists its product as uncharacterized. Bases 1 to 1866 code for a protein of 621 amino acids. Lineage: Eukaryota; Metazoa; Arthropoda; Insecta; Hymenoptera; Cephidae. The transcript has 7 exons. The record is from RefSeq and is a predicted model, not a curated record.